UAUGACAGAGUGGUGUACAUCCAGUUUGACAGUGCCGUGGGGGCAUUUGUGGCUGUGACCAAGAUGGAACACCCUGCCAAGAUUUGGAACAUCCAGAGGGAGUUCCUGGGACUGAGACAGAGCGCGGUGGACUUGCUGUGCAGACAGACACACAUGGACAACGGUUUCACCCUGAAGCACAGAGUCCAACCUAAAGUGAACGUCUCCCCCUCCAAGAAAGAGCCCUUGCAAGCACACCACCUGCUCGUCUGCCAUGUGACUGAUUUCUAUCCAGGCCACGUGCAAGUCCGCUGGUUCCUGAAUGGACAGAAGAAGACAGCUGGGCUUGUGUCCAUCCACCUGAUCAAUGGUGGAGACUGGACCUCCCAGCUCCUGGUGAUGCUGGAAAUGACCCGUCAGCAGGGAGACGUCUACCCCUGCCACGUGGAGCACCCCAGUCUGGACAGACCUGUCACCGUGAAGUGA
Globicephala melas (long-finned pilot whale) is the source of this 465-nucleotide messenger RNA. The record is from RefSeq and is a predicted model, not a curated record. Lineage: Eukaryota; Metazoa; Chordata; Mammalia; Artiodactyla; Delphinidae.